UCUGCCAUUCUUCCAUGACGGAUAUAGUCGUCAAACACACUUAACUGGUUAAAGAUUUACCCAAUCGAAAUUCAAUAUUAUUAUAGAAGGUUCUACAUAAUAUAAUAAUUAUCGUUAAAAUUAAUCAUAAUAUGUAAUAUAAAAUAGCGAGAUCGCAUUUCCUACAGAGACUAAAGAUCAACACAACGUUGUAUUACCGUUAUUUCCAAGUCAAUCCCCACUUGUUCGUUGUAGUCCUGUCGAUGAUAUCAAAAGUAAGCAGAGUAUUUUACGAUUCGGUGAAACGCAAGGAACUAAUGAGUGUAUCGCUCAAGAAAUACACGUCAAUAGUUCAUUUAUUUAUCUUUUUUGUUUUUCUUCUUAAGUAUAACCAACAUUUAUUCUCAUAUUAAAAUAAAAACACAUAUACAUAAACAGAAGUAUGGAUUGUAAAAAAGGAUCUGUGUUGUCUCUUGAACAGGGACUAAUUAAAGGUGUCAUAGAAGAAAAUAUUAACAGUAAAGAAGAAUAUUUUGCUUAUCGAGGAAUACCUUACGCGAAACCGCCGAUCGGUAAACUUAGAUUUAAAGAUUCGUUAUCACCUGAAAAAUGGAUUGGAAUAAGGGAUGGUUCGAAGUUUGGUAACGUGUGUGCUCAAAUAGACAGAGUGUCAAAUGAAGUGAUAGGAAGCGAUGAUUGUCUCUAUUUAAACGUUUAUACACCGCGGAAUGAGUUGUCUGCGAAACUGGCAGUAAUGGUAUGGAUCCAUGGUGGUUGUUUCUAUAUGGGAUCAGGAAACGAUGAUAUGUACAAGCCAGAUUAUAUCAUUCGAAAGGACAUAAUCCUUGUCACGAUCAAUUACCGACUUGGUAUUUUAGGAUUCCUCAAUUUGGAGGAUGAAGUUGCAUCGGGUAAUCAAGGCCUGAAGGACAUAGUAAUGGCAUUACGUUGGGUUAGAAAUAAUAUCGCAGUAUUUGGUGGAGAUCCUGAGAACGUGACUAUAUUUGGUGGAAGUUCUGGUGCAGCAAUGGUUCAUUACCUAACGAUGUCACCAUUGGCGGAUGGAUUAUUUCACAAGGCUAUAGCGCAAAGCGGCUUAGCUACCAACUUUUGGGCUUCAAUACUCGUGGAACCCAGGAAAUACGUUUAUCAGUUAUCCAAUAUGUUAGGUUUCAAGUCUUUCGAUCCCAAAGCUAUCGUUGAUUUUCUUCAAGAAAUUGACUUGGAAAAACUCAUUAAAUAUCAAUCUAAAAUCAUAUCUUCCACGGGAAAAAAUUCAGUCUUUUCGGCCUUUCUACCAGGACUGGACAACAAAUCAAAAAAUCCAUUUUUAAUACUACCAUCGACGAUAUCUAUGAAAUUUGGCGUUAGAGUCCCCUUUAUGUUUGGUUUUAAUGAUACGGAAGCAUCUUUUUUUUUCGGCAAUAGCAAUUUAGCUAGUAGGAUCGUCAAAAGAAUAGAUAAUUCAAUCUGCGAUUUCGAAGAUUUUCUAUCACCUACUUUUUUGAAUAAACUGAAAGAAAAAACUCUAACUGUUAAUGAAUUCAAAAGCUUGUAUUUCUGUAACAAAUCGUUAAAUGAUGAGCCAACCAAAAAUUUACUACACUUUUUAAACGAUUAUUAUUUUUUACAUCAUAUUUUCGAAUUGGCAAAAAUCUUGUCGAUUGUUAACAAGUGUCCCUCAUAUUUGUAUAAAUUUUCUUACGACUCCGAGGAACGGUCUUUCAUGAAAACUAUUAUGAAUAUCGACAUACCAGGAGCCACUCAUGGGGACGAACUGAAUUAUUUGUUCUAUGGAACACAUUACUACGCAUUAGAUUUGAAACCCCAUCGUCCUGGUACAUCUAGCUAUAAAGUAAUGGAUUGUGUUACACAGUUAUGGACUGAUUUUGCUAAAACUGGAAAUCCAACAUCAAAAACUACAGAGCUUAUUCCGAUUUUGUGGAAACCUUUGGAAAAAAAUCCAGACAUGUACAAUUACCUUAAUAUAAAUGAACAAGUACAAAUGGAAAGUAUUCCAAAAGGUGUACAACGAUUCGAGUGGAAUCCAGAGACGAAAAAUAAAUUAUAAUUUAAAUAACAAUAAAUAUUGUAAACAGGGAAAUGUAAUUUCAUGGAAUAUCGAAAAGUUCAAUUAGAAUAUUAGACUCCCAAAUUGUGUAAAGAGUUGCGAUAGUAUUAUAAUAUAGCUGGUAGUAGUACUAUGUAUUUAUUUGAAGAAUGCAACGACCAUAAAUCGAACACGAAAUCAUAUACUUUAUAUAAUCAUUUAUAUAGAUUAUAUAAAAUUGAUGAAGCGAGCUGAAAGAAAAACAAAGGUUUUGGACUUGUUUGAAAAGAUAAGGAGAAACAAGAUAAAGGCAAGGAUAUCGGUAUCGGAUUGAUUAAUUCAUAAAGGACCGCCGACCUCGUACACUACAUAUCUACAAGUGCAUUCUUCAAAAAUACAAAUGUUAUUAUAGGAAUAAGGAAAGAGAGAGAUUUUCCGUGGACAUUUCUACGAAUAUCUGUCUAUAAUAAAAUAAAAAAUGUUGAUCGUUAAGUUAUUGACGUUCAGUUUUUGAAACUUUAUUGUUUUUCCGGUUUCUUUACAAUGACCUCAUCAUUCCUGCUUUUCUAUUGUUUCAGUAAUGUAAGCAAUGUGUUAUUGUUUAAAACAGUACCAAUAGUCUACAGUGUCACUGUAACCUUUAUGUUUAAUUACCAUUUCAAUCAUAUUAUAUCAUACCAAUCAAUACAUAUUAUCUUUUUUACAGAGUCAUACCGUUCGAAAAUUGCGCCCCUCAGACUAGAUAGCAGCACCUCUCGGCUACCAUGAUUAAGACGCCGACUGUUAUCGUUGAGAAGAAGACAUAUCGAUUGUUUUUAUUGAUCAAGGGAUCACGCAACUUAACGUGUCAAUAGGUCAUUGGUCCCCUGUGACGUCAUCCUCUGCGUGU
Messenger RNA from Polistes canadensis, 2918 nucleotides. RefSeq names its product esterase FE4-like. The record is from RefSeq and is a predicted model, not a curated record. The coding region runs from base 422 to 2050 and encodes 542 amino acids. The transcript has 8 exons. Lineage: Eukaryota; Metazoa; Arthropoda; Insecta; Hymenoptera; Vespidae.